AUGGCUUUAGUUAAUAUUCGUUGUAUUCCUGAUAAUCACUAUGGAAUCAUUGGUGUAGUAAAUAAUAAGCGAGCUCGGAUAGAAAUUGAGACAAAAGCAAAUGAACAAAAUGCUGAAGCAACCAAACGAAAUCCAAUCAACCUCGUAUUAGUACUUGAUCGCAGUGGUUCAAUGGCAUCAAAUAAUAAACUAGAAUUUGCAAAAACCGCCGUAAUCUCCGUACUUAAUUUGCUUCAUGAUGAUGAUGUUGUCCAUCUGGUUACCUAUGACGAUGAUGUCUGGAACGUCUUUGAAAAUGCACGUGCAUCAGCUCGUCAAGCUCUUUAUUCGGCAGUGAAAGGUAUUAAGACAGGUGGUCAAACUAAUUUAUCUGGUGGCAUGGAAAUGGGUGCCAAUCUUCUUGAAAAAUAUACAUAUCCUGAAUAUUCCAAACGUAUGUUCGUCUUAUCAGAUGGUUUAGCUAAUGUCGGCUUAAGAACAAAAGAAGAAAUUAUGAGCGUUGUUACGCUAUAUAGAGAAAAAGGGAUUAUAACUGAUUCGUUUGGUGUUGGAGAAGAUUUUGAUGAGGCAAUUAUGAAAGGUAUCGCUGAAGCUGGAUGUGGUCAAUUCUUUUUCCUUGAAUCAGCUGAAACCACUGUAACAUUGAUGACAAGAGCGCUUCAAAGCGUUUUUGAUGUUUGUGGAACACAAGCUCAAUUAAUUAUCCGCGGUUGUAAUAAUGCAAUUGUCACAAAAAUAUGGGGUCACGAAAACAUUGCGCUUGGUGCAAAUCUCGGAGAUCUUCAUACCGAUAAUCUUCGUCUUAUUCUUUGUGAUUUUACGGUUUCUGCAACCUUGCCUGAAGGCACAGAAGUUGAAGUUCUCAACUAUCAGUUGAAGUACAAUCAGCCUGGUGAUGCCGAAGGAGAACCAUUGACAGUGACUGGUAAAUUGUCAGUGACAUUCACUAAUGAUGAAUCAUUCAUCCAACAAAUCGAUCCAAAAGUAAAAACUUUGCAUGCCGUUCAAGUUGCUGCAGAAAUGGAUGACAGAAUCGUUCUAUUGAUAGAAAGUAAUAAAAGGGACGACGCCAUUGCACUUAUUACUGAGCAGAUUAAUCUACUUAGACAAGUCGAACAUUUGGACGACGAGAAAGGUAUGAUUGCGAUGUUAGUUCGAAUGGCAGAAAGCAUGGAGAAACGAUUGAAAGAGCAAGCAGUUAGUGCAAAAACUGCUUCUAAAUACUAUGGUCACCAUGGUCAUAUGAAAAAAUGUCAUGACUACAAAUACACUCAUCACUACGCAGAUGAUGAUUAG
Molecule: messenger RNA, 1296 nt
Organism: Rotaria socialis
Lineage: Eukaryota; Metazoa; Rotifera; Eurotatoria; Philodinida; Philodinidae
Source: the annotation of a GenBank genome assembly